Molecule: messenger RNA, 873 nt
Organism: Ambispora leptoticha
Lineage: Eukaryota; Fungi; Glomeromycota; Glomeromycetes; Archaeosporales; Ambisporaceae
Source: the annotation of a GenBank genome assembly
AUGUCUGCUUCGAUUAUAUCAAACUCAAAAAGAUUACCUGUAUAUUAUAUAAGUCAUGGAGGGCCAACAUUGGUAAUCGAUACCCACGAGAAUCAUCACAAAUUCUUAAAGCAAUUAGGUUCAAAAAUUCGUAAGCAAUUCAAACCUACCGCAAUAGUUGUCGUCUCGGCUCAUUGGCAAACUACGGAUAUAAUUCGAGUCAGCAGCUUUAAAGAUGAGACGCCAUUAAUUUAUGAUUUUUAUGGAUUUCCUGAUAUCAUGUAUCAGCAAAAAUAUCAAAAUAAAGGAUCCCCGGAAUUGGCUUCGAAAAUUGUUGAUUUGCUAACAGAGUCGAAAAUAGAUGCAGUUAAAGAUGAAACACGAGGAUUUGAUCAUGGUGUUUGGGUCGUUCUUAAACUUCUUUUUCCAGAACCGGGCGACGUACCAAUAGUUCAAGUAUCAUUGAAACGUGACGCUUCUUUUGAAUUUCAUAUAAAAGUUGGUAAAGCCCUUGAAUCUCUAAGGGAAGAAGGCAUUCUUCUAAUUGGCUCUGGCUCGUUAGUCCAUAAUCUUCGCGAUUUUUUUUCCGAUUCGAAUUCACCAAAUAUGCUGCCGAAACAAUACGCUACAACUUUCGAUAAAGAUGUCACCAACAUAGUAAAAAAUUUUCUUGGAAAGGAACGUGAAAACAAAUUGAUUGACUUGAAAAACCACCGCUUCUUGAAAGAAGCACAUCCGACUACCGAGCAUUUGGUGCCGUUACAUGUUAUUGCUGGUGCUGCUAGUGAAGAAAAAGGAGAAAAGAUUUUUCAUGAAAUUUUUAGCGGGAUGAGUUCUGGUGCUUUUAGCUGGGGAGAAAGCAAAAAUGAUGAGGUUUUAAGAGACGAAUUGUAG